Messenger RNA from Tuber melanosporum (Perigord truffle), 1079 nucleotides. RefSeq lists its product as uncharacterized. Gene Ontology annotation, cellular component: mitochondrial large ribosomal subunit. The transcript has 3 exons. Gene Ontology annotation, biological process: RNA processing; mitochondrial translation. The record is from RefSeq and is a predicted model, not a curated record. Lineage: Eukaryota; Fungi; Ascomycota; Pezizomycetes; Pezizales; Tuberaceae. Gene Ontology annotation, molecular function: structural constituent of ribosome; ribonuclease III activity. Bases 1 to 909 code for a protein of 302 amino acids.
AUGCAAGCUCAUGAUCCUAUUCACGAAGGAAUUUCUCUCCAAACUAGAGCAGGCCAAGUAACGUUGUGCCCUUCCCGAAACGCACACUCCCAUAUGGCAUCCCGAUCGAGAAAGGCCUCGUCUCUCACCAUCUCGUCUCCUAUCUUACAAUGCCUACAAUAUCGCACCCCACCCUUAGCUCUCCUCCCCUUACCACGACGUAUCCAGACCGCCGCUGAAGGUGGAGGGACAGGGAGAUAUCUGCCUCCCCGAAAAAUUAUUCAUGCCCGACCUCAGAAGCGAGCACCAUUCCCGAUUCGAAAUCCCCGGCCGUUCGCGGUCAAUGAUGACCCUGCAAGGCUGAACGAGAUGUACACUACUCUGCUUGGGAGGGACAUGGGGCUUACCGAUGAGGUUAAAUGGCAGGCAGUUACACAUAAGAGUUUUGACCACGGACACCAGCCAUUUAAUGAGAAGUUGGCUAUAUACGGUAAACGGGUUUGUUGGCUACAUGCUUCACUCCAUUUACUGAAUGGCCCACCGAUCGAGGAUAAGAGGGUCUAUGAACCUCCUAAUUUCGUAUCUUCGUUGGACGGAACGCCAUACCGCAAGCCGGAACCAUUUCUUCAUAGGGAUUACAAGUCGCUGGUCUCAAUCAAGGAUAGGAACAUCCGGGCCAUUCUCGACCCGGGAAAGUUGGCUACUAUUGCCCGUCUUGUACGGCUGGACAACGUUAUGAGGUGGAAGCCGAAAGACAGCGAUAAUCUCCACGAGUCCGGACAAGCGUUGGUAGCAACUCAAGCUUUGUAUGCGAUUGUUGGCGCGCUAGCAUUACAAAGAGGGGGAGAUAUCGCUGGGGGUGUGGUCCGAGAGAGACUCCUUUCGAGUAUUGAUUGGGUGCUGGAGAAGACCAAGGACAUGGAAUCAUGAAAAAUGUGGGUUGUAAUUCGGCGGAUGUUCAUACGAGAGUUUGCGGCCAGACUCUAGAAAAAGUUAAAUAACCGAUAAACACGCCAAAACUUGUAUUGUGCGGGUUAUAUAAUGUGGGAACCACUGCUGUAUAUACCACGGAAUUUGGAAUUCUUAAAAUCGAAUUUUUU